Messenger RNA from Arctia plantaginis, 1539 nucleotides. The record is from the annotation of a GenBank genome assembly. Lineage: Eukaryota; Metazoa; Arthropoda; Insecta; Lepidoptera; Erebidae.
AUGAACAAUGGUACAGUGAACGGAUAUAAGGAUUCCAGUAGAAGCACAACUGCAAGCAUGGUCGGAGCAACGGAUGUUGUUAAUCCAUCAGAGAAGAUCGAAGACCAGUCGCCGCACCUUAACGGCAACCCAGUUUUCGCUAUUAGCGAUGAAACUGGCACAAACGACAACUCUUACAGUAUGGCGUCGAUAAAUUCAAACGAGAAGAGUCCAGGAGAUCCACCAGACAAGAAAUUGCCUGAAGUAGACUCUGAGAAACAACCAUUAUCUGGGAAGAAAGAGGAAAGAUGGUACACAACGCUGAUGCAGGUAGCUGUUCCAUUCUUCAUAGCCGGAUGUGGUACCAUCGGUGCUGGCCUUGUCCUAGGAACCGUUAUGCACUGGGAGGUCUUCCAAAACGUAUCUGCAAUAUUUGUACUAGUCCCUUCGCUCUCUGGUCUUAAAGGUAAUCUAGACAUGUGCUUAGCGUCUCGACUGUCAACACAGGCAAAUCUCGGGAACAUGGACUCACCUAGGGAACUCGUGUCCAUGGUCGUGGGGAACAUAUCACUGGUCCAGGUUCAAGCGAUAGUAGCAGCGACAGUGGUGUCGAUAUUCGCGAUAGUGGUGAACAUCAUCACCGAUCGUGGUAUCAACGGCUCGUUCAUCCUGCUACUGAUCGCCAGUGCGGUCUUCACAGCCACUACUACCUGCUUCGUACUAGACUUCGUGAUCGUGAUGGUGAUUUAUGGAUCCUUCAAGCUCAAGGUCAACCCGGACAACGUGGCGACACCCCUAGCAGCAUCUAUCGGUGAUAUUGUCAGCAACACUGUACUAGCUGUCACUGCGCAGUACAUGUACGACCAAAUACAGAUAACACUAUGGCAUCCAAUUGCGUUGAUGUGCGUUUAUUACUGUCUGCUGCCCAUGUGGGUGUUCGUUGUGUAUCGCAACAAGUACACCAAAAAGGUACUCACUAGUGGCUGGACACCAGUCAUCUCCGCGCUCUUCAUCAGUGGUAUUGGAGGUAUUGUUCUGGACCAGGCCGUGGACCAUUACCAAGGGUACGCAGUAUUCCAGCCAAUUGUUAACGGUAUUGGUGGCAAUCUGGUGUGCGUACAGUCUUCGCGUCUGGCUACCAAAUUACAUCAAACGGCGAUUCCUGGAGUUCUACCCGAGAACACUAGAAUCUUGGAAUGGCCAUGGAGGACGUUAUUCUUCGGAACUGCUGCCGCUAAAGUCGCUCGCAUGUUGCUGACGUUGGCACUCUUCGGGCAGAUCAUCUUCAUGAUAGUCGCUGACUUUGUCUACCAGGGCCUUGUCACCAUUCAGCUACCCUUUGGUAUUACUUACCUCCUGUGCUCGCUAUUACAAGUCAUGGUGCUGCUGUACUUGGCCUACAUUUUGGUCCACCUCAUGUGGAAGAAGAAGAAGGACCCUGACAACGCGGCCAUCCCUUACCUCACCGCUCUUGGGGAUCUGCUCGGCUCCAUCUUCCUCGGUCUUGCCUUCGUCAUCUUAUCAAUUUUCGGCUUGGAGUACGGAAACAACGUCCAAUGA